GCUGUUCUGAUGUAUAUAAAGCUGUAGCUGGUAGACUACCAGACUAUCAACACCAAUAUCAUUUAUUCUUUCAUUCAUACAUUCGCUUUGCAAACAGUCAUUCGCUUAAACAUGUUGAAUCAAUCCCCCCAGAAUUACAAUCGUUCGCUGGAUCCAGAGUCUGGGCACCUUCUCGAGGAGAGACCUCCAUCCCCUCCAGAAUACGACACAAAGCUGAUAACCUGGUCAUCCCCUACCGACCCAACAAACCCUCUCAACUGGAGCCUGAGUCGAAAAUGGUCUGCUACACUGCUGGUCUCCUGCUUCACCUUCAUCUCCCCGGUAUCCUCUACAAUGGUCGCACCAGCCCUCGACCAGAUAGCCGCCGACUUCAACAUCACCUCCGGAAUCGAGCAGUACCUCGUCAUGUCGAUCUUCCUACUCGCAUACGCGCUGGGCCCCUUUAUCCUGGCCCCGCUGUCGGAGAUGUACGGGCGGGUUGUGGUUCUGCAGUCUGCCAAUAUGGUAUACCUGGUGUUUAACACGGUCUGUGGGUUUGCCACUUCGAAGCAGCAGAUGCUUGCGUUUCGGUUUCUGAGUGGGCUUGGGGGGAGUGCGCCGCAGGCUAUUGGCGGAGGAGUCUUGAGUGACUGCUGGAGGAAGAAUGAGCGAGGAUCUGCCACCGCUGUAUACAGUGUGAUGCCAUUCAUAGGUCCUGCAGUUGGACCGAUAGCCGGUGGAUAUCUCACGCAGUACAUGUCGUGGCGGUGGAUAUUCUGGAUCGUAUCCAUGGCCGACGCCGUAGUGCAGAUUCUAUCCUUCCUGUUCCUGCGCGAGACAUACGCGCCCAAGAUCCUGGCAAAGAAAAAGAAGAAGCUGCAGAAGGAAACAGGGAACCAGAUGCUUUAUACGGAAUACGAUGAGCCGGAUCGCACAUUCGCCCAGCUUCUGCGGAAGAACCUCGUCAGACCGUUUCGGAUGCUGUUUACCCAGCCUGCUAUCCAGGCUAUUGCGCUUUACCGCGGGUAUCAGUAUGGACUGAUGUAUCUUGUUCUGGCUUCGUUCCCUACGGUGUGGGAGGGUGUGUACAACGAGAGUAAAGGGACGGCGAGUUUGAACUAUCUUUCUCUCGGAGUUGGGUUUGUUAUUGGGCUCCAGUUCUGCGGCCGUCUUAUUGAUAUUGUAUAUCAACGCCUCGCGAAGCACUACAACAACAGCGGCAUGCCGGAAUACCGCGUCCCCCUCAUGAUCCCCGGCGGGCUGCUCGUCCCCGUCGGCCUCUUCAUCUACGGCUGGACAGCAGAAUACCAAACGCACUGGAUAGUGCCCAACAUUGGCGCCGCUCUCUUCGCUAUCGGGCUGAUCAUAACCUUCCAAUGCUGCCAGACCUAUGUGAUUGAUGCGUAUACCAGGUACGCAGCCAGUGCGACGGGCGUUACGGCGUUUGUGCGUACAAUGGCGGGAUUCAGUUUCCCGCUUUUUGCGGAUGGGCUGUAUAGGGCUCUGGGGCUGGGGUGGGGGAAUAGUUUGCUUGGAUUUAUUAGUCUGGGGAUGGGGGUUGUGGCGCCGGCGAUGUUGUGGUUUUGGGGGGAGUGGAUGAGGGAGAAGAGUCCGUAUUGUGCGGGGGAUGAGACGAGUCGUGUUUAG
Molecule: messenger RNA, 1626 nt
Organism: Aspergillus versicolor CBS 583.65
Lineage: Eukaryota; Fungi; Ascomycota; Eurotiomycetes; Eurotiales; Aspergillaceae
Product: MFS transporter
Exons: 5
Coding region: 112-1626 (504 amino acids)
Biological process (GO): transmembrane transport
Molecular function (GO): transmembrane transporter activity
Source: RefSeq, a predicted model, not a curated record